Messenger RNA from Syngnathoides biaculeatus (alligator pipefish), 1626 nucleotides. It is a transcript of the gene dnaaf1, whose product is annotated as dynein axonemal assembly factor 1. Gene Ontology annotation, molecular function: protein binding. The transcript is spliced from 2 exons. The record is from RefSeq and is a predicted model, not a curated record. Bases 21 to 1595 code for a protein of 524 amino acids. Lineage: Eukaryota; Metazoa; Chordata; Actinopteri; Syngnathiformes; Syngnathidae.
AACAUUUUUAUUUUUAAACAAUGAUGCCUGGAUCAGAUGACAGCGCGUCAACAGCCAUUGAAACGGAAUUUGGAGACAAACAAACAUCCUCUCAAGUUGCCGCAAUGCAAGAUGGACCUGAGGAAAAGAGAGAACAUGGAAAGCAGUCAGGCCCGCGGAUGACCAAGACAUUUUUAAAAGACCACUGUAAGCAGUACAAGCUCUACUCAACACCGUGCCUGAAUGACACCUUGUAUCUGCAUUUCAAAGGUUUUAACACCAUCGAAAAUUUAGAAGAUUACACAGGAUUGAAGUGUCUUUGGUUAGAAAGCAACGGCCUGCAUCAAAUCGGGAAUCUAAAUGCACAGGUUGACCUUCGCUGUCUGUUUCUUCAGCAGAACCUGAUACACAAGCUGGAAAAUCUUGAGUCGCUGAAAAGCCUCUGCACUCUAAAUGUCUCCAAUAAUUACAUACAGACCAUUGAGAACAUUUCCUGCCUUCCGAAUCUCAAUACUCUGCAAAUUGCCCAUAACAAACUCGAAAGAAUUGGCGACAUAGAGCAUCUGAGUCAGUGUCGCUCCAUCAGUGUGCUGGAUCUGUCUCACAACCUAUUAAACGAUCCUGAUAUUAUUCAUGUGCUCGAAGACAUGCCAGAUCUACGAGUCCUGAACUUGAUGGGAAAUGAAGUUGUGAAAAAGAUCCCCAACUACAGAAAGACCUUGAUCGUCCGCCUCAAGCAGCUUACCUUCCUCGACGACAGGCCCGUUUUCCCGAAAGACAAGGCUUGUGCUGAGGCUUGGGCACUUGGUGGGAUUGAGGAGGAACGCAAGGAGAGGGAACGAUGGAACACGCGAGAAAGGAGAAAAAUCCAGGAAGGCUUGGAUGCCUUGGCAAUAAUACGAAAGAAAGCCCAGGAGAGGCAACGCCUGAAAGACGACCUUGACAGAGGUGAAACCGAGACUUCUUGCGAGGAAACACUAAAUGAGAAAAGGCAAGUCUUUGUUCAGGACACCUUGGAUGCCCACGUGGACUUUUUGCAAAACCAAAUGAAAGAGCAGCCCCACACAAAACAACCAAACAAUUCCGAGUCAGAGAAAUAUGAUGUGCAAUUACACGAAGAAACACCAGAGGACAAUAAUAGAGAACAACCAGAGUGUGUGGUUCAAGGUGAUGAUGUAGGGGAAGAAGUGAACAUGACACAACUUCCUUUGGUCAGCAUGGCGUCACCCAAAUCGUCACACGGUCCUGGCCCGCUUGUGACUGAAGCGGUGGAUGCAGAGCAACUGGAAACCAUUCCACUCACCAGACCGCUACAUGUCGACGAUCUGCCCGACCUUGAGGAUCUGGAGUCAGACGUCUCAGAAAUGUCUUCCCAGGUGAUGUCGAGACCAAGAAUAGAAGUCAUCUCAGGGGAAGACAGUGAGGAAGAAUCAGUCAGGGAAGUCACACCUCUUAGUCCUGCUAAUCCGGUGUGCUUGAGUGCAUCCAAGUCAUUUACAACUUCUAAUCAAUCAUUAUUAAUAUACACAGAAGAUAGGGAUGCUUCAGAACAAAAUACAAAAUUAAAAGCAAGUCCAAGAUCAGUUCCAACACGCUGCCUGAUUGAAGAGCUAUAAAAUGGGAGACUUUGUUUUUUUAGAAUUUAGC